Penaeus monodon (black tiger shrimp) is the source of this 2438-nucleotide messenger RNA. RefSeq names its product cadherin-87A-like. Lineage: Eukaryota; Metazoa; Arthropoda; Malacostraca; Decapoda; Penaeidae. The coding region runs from base 214 to 2364 and encodes 716 amino acids. Gene Ontology annotation, biological process: homophilic cell-cell adhesion. The transcript is spliced from 18 exons. Gene Ontology annotation, cellular component: plasma membrane. The record is from RefSeq and is a predicted model, not a curated record. Gene Ontology annotation, molecular function: calcium ion binding.
GGCUUCCUUCCCCAGGGCGAGUUGGUCGGGGGCGAAGAACCGUUCAAAAUCAGGGCUCAAGAUGACGACCAGCCGGGGACUGUGAACACGAAGAUCACCUACCAUGUCGAGUGGGUUCGCAAGGUCGGAGGAACAGAGGACCUCGCUUUGUUCAGAGCUGUCAACAAGAAUGAGACUUGGUCGGAUGGCAGCAUUUCAUACUAUUGCCAGCUGAUGGCUACACAGGACUUAACCUGGCGAAGGGGAUCAUAUGAGAUACUCUUGGUGGCCGAGGACAGCGGAGAACCGAAACUUAAUGGCAGCAGAGUACUCGACAUCGAGAUCCUAGAUUCGAACGACCACGCUCCAGAGUUCUUGUUCUAUGGGUGCCUCGCCGAGAAACUGCAAAUCAAAAUGGAAGAGAAUAAAUACGAAGCCGGAGAUAAAGUUCUAUGCUCCACAGAAGAAGACGUGAGGCCACUGCAGAUCAUCGUGGUAGACGAAGACAUAGGCGAGAACAGGGACUUUACCUGUGAGAUUGACUACGAAAAGUCAACUGCCGUGGCUGUAAACGGUGUUGAUCAGCUUCAUGAAUUUGAGCUCAAACGGGAAUCCGAUGAGUGUGUCUUGUAUGUGAAAUCGGUCAUUGACAGAGAAUCAGGCCGACGAUACAAUCUUUCUCUACACGUGAAGGACAUGGGGACACCGCCGCUCGAAUCCUGGCAGUAUUUGGAGGUCAUUGUCACCGACGCCUUCGAAGCCCCGCCCUACUUCUGCCUCAAUGAUGACAAGUGCACGCAGACCAUCUACAUGAAAGAAAAUGAGCCCGACGUGACAGCCAUCUUCAUGGAGGGAACAGACACAGACAAUAUUGAUUUUGACCCGAAUGAUGCUGGAACCUAUCAAGAAGUUUAUUACGACAUUGUGGGAGGGAGUACCAGUUUCUUCCAGCUGGGGGGCACCGAUCGGACGAACAACAGCAUCCAGCUCAAGAACCUUCCCCAGGGGCUCGACCGCGAGGACGUGCCCGAGUACCAACUCUACAUCGACGUCACCAACGACGUCGCCACGCAGCCGCCCAUCUCCGAGAUGAUCCCCAGGAACUACACUCUUUAUUUGACAAUCAAAGUCCAGGAUAUGAACGAUAACUCGCCAGAAUUCGAGAAAGCGAUCACCAUUGCGAGCUUUACGCAGAAUGAUGAAAAGGGCAAAAGAAUUGCUGUAAUUCAGGCCACCGACGUCGACCUGAACGAAACCAUUACCUACGGCCUCGGGGAAUUCACCUGGAUUGACACGGAUGGAACGGCGUCGACUGAUGAGCCAUUCAAAUUAGAGAACGGUGCAGACUUGAUUCUUAAUUUUAAGCCGACAGGAUUGAACAGUGGAUACUGCACUUUCCCUAUAAAUGCAUACGACAAAGAUGGCAAGACAAACUCCACAACAGCAAAGGUGUAUGUCAUCACAAAUGCCUUCCAGCUUCCAGUCGUUUUCAAUAACGAUAUUAGUCUGGUAUCAGAGAAAACAGAGGAUAUCGAAGAAAUAUUCACGUCGGUGUACCAAUACUCGUGUGUUGUGGACAGCACGACAACCCAGACCUCCGACACGGGCGAGGCGGUGGAGGGGAAGACCGUGGUGUACAUGCACUUCAUUGACGACACGCACAACGAACCCGUCCCCAAGGAUGCCAUUAUUCAGCAGACGACGGACGUGGAGGUCAUCAAAGAACUCCGAAGGAAGUUGAAUGAGAUUAACCUCAACUUGAACUCCGUCGGAGAUGAACAGAUCGUUAGCGAAACCAACGACAUGCUCUUGCUACAGGUGCUUUUGGGUGUAGUAUCCUUAGUGCUGGGAUCGCUAGUAAUCCUCCUCCUCAUAGCAUACUGCAUCAGAACACGAAGCCUCGAGCGCCAGGUUAAGGUGCUGUCGACUAACACCUUCGGGUCCAAGGAGUCGGACUUGAACAGGGCUGGAAUGGACAUGGAGGUCGUCCCGGGCAGCAACAUGUUUAAGGGAGAAGGAGCGAAUCCCAUGUACAACAUGAGUGAGGAUGAACUAAGGAAUGAUGACACGAGCAGUAUUGGAAGUGGAGAUUCCGUCCUGGUGGGCGUGGAAGACAAUCCUGAAUUCAAGAACUACAUCAACCGCCGCGCCGACGCCCCGGCUCCGUUCGAGAGCGCAUCGGGCGCGCGGUCCAUCGACCAGGUCUCGGCGCCCGCUGCCUUCGCCGGAACGAGCAGAACCAACCCGCUGCUCGACAUGGACGGAGUGGAAGACCGUGACCUUUCGGAAGCGCUGAGGGACUUCGAGGUGACCAUCCGCCGAUCGUCCUGCGAAUCGGAUGGGUCUUUUGGCCACGAUAACCCCAACUUCACCUUCGGGAAAUGAGGCCCACGCUCCCGCUCCUCCGUCGGGACAUUGUGAGGAAUAUACGGUGCUUCCUCUUUGAUUCGUGUAUAUGU